GGCGGCGGAACGAGUGUCUGGCCCGCCCCCUGGCCAGGCCGCCGCGCAGACAUUGCUACGGGGCGGGUGGCUCCCGGGGCAGCGCCGCAGCCCCAGGCUCCCGCCCCCGCGGCUGGACGAGGCCCUCCCCCAGAGCGGCGGGAGCCUGGAGGUGGGAACGGGAACGGGAACGGGAGCCCGGGGCUCUGAUGUCACCGCGUGGCCGCCCAGGAGCGUGUCUCGGGCCGGAGCCUCAGGUGUCGGGCUCCGCGCCCAGUCUGGUCCUCCUGAGUCGAUCCGGCCCUGCGCGCCGUUGCUGCUCGCCGAGGUGUAGGGAAGAGACCGGCCCACCGAACUGCGGGAGUUAUUGGAGGAGCGCUUGUUGUGGCCAAAGCACGCAGAAAGAGCGAGAAGUGAGCCGGUCAGCGGCCAUCCGUUCUCCCGGCGUCCCUGGGGCUCCGUGCUCCCGCCACUCCGCGUAACUCUGCAGCCCCCUGCGGUCCCCAGGCCCUGGGCCUCCUCCCUCGCGCGCCUCGACUCCCAGAGCUGGAACCCCCAGGUACGUGGUCUGUCCGCGCCGGCUUCUCUCCAAGGUGUAGCAAGCAUCCCGCAUUUGCGUGCACGGUCCUGAGUGAGGCUCUCUGGAGACGCCGCGUUUGGACUGGAGCAAUUCAUGAGCCCAGUAAGCCACGGCCCAGAGCGCGGGGAAAUUGAUCCUGGUUGCAGUGAUUCCAGGCAGGGCUCUGCCAUUUACCAGCUUUGUGACCCUGGGCACAUCAUUCUAACCUCCACCCCCUUCAAGAGCAUCCGUGUUCUCAUCCGUAAAACGGAGAUAUCAGUUGAGAGGAUCAAGGACCCACAAAGCCAACUAGCCUCAGCACCCACCACCUCAGCCAUGAAGGCCCUGGGUUCUGGUGGUAACCGCACAUCCCCAGCCUCAUCCACUCACAGCCUUGACCUGCGGCGGCUGUCGACACGCGCUGACUCUGCCUAUAGCUCUUUCUCCACGGUCUCCAACGGUCCUGAGCCUCACACACCAUCGCCCGGGACCGACGCCUCCCCUUACCUAGACUGGGACUAUGUGCGCGUGGUGUGGGGCGGCCCGGGCCCCGCGUCUGCCGCCGUCCACCGCACUUCCCCGCGGCCCUGGCCUGAGUCCACCGCCGGCAGUGGGCCGCGCCCACCAGACGUCCACGUGACUCCAGGGCCGCUCAGCAGACAGGCCACCCCGCUGCUGUACGCCCUGGCGGCCGAGGCCGCAGCACGGGCUGCCGAGCCGCUCAGCCCACCGGCCUCUAGGGCUGCCUACCGCCUGCGGCUACAGGGCGCGCAGCGGCGAGUGCUCCGGGAGACGUCCUUCCAGCGCAAGGAGCUCCGCAUGAGCCUGCCCGCUCGCCUGCGUUCUGCUGCACCGGCACGGCCAGCCGCGGUGCACCCGCGCUCCGCCUCACUCAGCCACCCGGGCGGGGAGGUGGAGGGGACACACUCCGGGCCUUCCACGCAAGGAAUCACCGGCCAGGGUCGCCUCGCUAACCAGCAGCUCAAGUGGUGCUUCUCGGAACCCGGGAAGCUGGAUCGCAUGGGUAGGGGCGCUGGGCCGGCUGGGGAAUGCUCCGGUGAGGCUUGCUUCAGCUCUGGCUUUUCCAGGUCCAAGCCCCAGGAGAUGCAGCAUCAGGCGCUGGCGGGGUUCAAAGGCCAUCAGAUAGGAUGGCGGCCCAGUAUCCAGCCCCCAGGCACAGCCAACCCAGACCCUGGGUCCUUGAAAGUUGGUGAGGCCUACAGGUCUGCCAGUCAGAGCUGGAGUGCUUCAGAUGAUGUCCUGGGCUCCUGGGGAGGUCCAGAAGGGACCAGAUCUAUUGUCCAGGCCAUUCCCCAAGUUGCAGAACCCUCCAGACCAUUUUGUCAGACCAAACUUUCCAGGUUCCUAACUCAGAAGGAGGCUGCAGUGGUGUGUCCUACAGAGGGCCCCCAGAGCAACCCUGCCACCUGUGAGAAGAGAGUCUCAGAAACCUGCAUUGUGCCUACCCGGCUCCCCUCCCUGCCUGAUGAUGAAGUUUUCCUGGAAGAAGACUCCUGUGCCUCUCAGGGGCUCCCAACCAGCACUUGUGCUUCUGACCAGCAUGGAUCUAACCUGGGCCACAGGACAGGUCGGGCUACAAUUCCCAUGGCGAACCCCCUCCAUGAGUGCCCAGAGACUGCAGGAGCAGAUGACUGCUGGCAGGGAGUGAACAGUUCUGUGGGUGUCUCCAGGCCCACAUGCCGCAACCUCCCUGGGGCUGCAAAUGGUGACAUCCCAACCAUGGAUGACCCCACUGGACAACUGAUCACUGACCCCCCUGCAACUACAGAGAGUGAUCCUCUCAAACCUCUCCCAAUUGAAGCCUUGGGACCUCCAAGCAAUGAUUCUCCAGGGCCCCCUAACCACACUGCCCUGGCCUGGGGCACUGGCCAGCCUGGUUCCAGGCCAACGUGGCCCAGUCAGCACCUCGAAGAGCUGGUUCAGGAGCUGGCCAGGCUAGAUCCCUCUCUGAGUGACACCCUUGUCCCCCACCCCAGCCCAGAGCCACACCUGGACCUGCUGGAUGGGCUGAUUCCAUUAGCUGAGGUCCGGGCUACAAUGGGGCCAGCCUUUGGGGGGGCUGGAAAGGAGGCUGCAGUUACUUCUGAGCCACGGUCCUGUCUACUCAGCUCCACCCAUCUUCUGCUAACAUCUCAGGAGGAGACAAGGUCUGAAAACCCUACCCCCUACACUAUGCCUGACCAGCCAAGUGGCCAGGGGUGCCCUGAGCCAAUCAAUAGCAUCCAGGCUAAGAAAAUGGAGCUAGCUGACCUUCUCCAAAAGAUGCUGUGGGAUCUUUAUGCAGAGCAGGAGCAGUUGCGGAAGAUGGCCCAGGUGUGGGCCAGGUGUGAGGAAGCUCUGGAGACCACUGUGGGCCAAGCCUGUGCACCCCGGGAGCUAGAGCGGUUCAGUCGGUUCAUGGCCGACUUGGAGCGAGUGCUUGGCCUCCUGUUGCUGCUGGGCAGCCGCCUGGCCCGCGUGCACCAGGCCCUGGCAUGGGCAGGCGCAGAUGGUGACCCCGAAGAACGGGCCUCUCUUCUCCAGCGACUCCGGCUCCUGCAGCGGCAGCAGGAGGAUGCCAAGGAGCUGAAGGAGCACGUGGCGCGGCGGGAGCGGGCUCUGCGCAAAGUGCUUGUGCGGGCACUACCAGCUGAGGGGUUGCGCACCUACUGCUCUCUGCUGGCUGGCAAGGCUGUGGUCCUGGCCCAGAAACGCAGCCUGGACGAUCGUGCCCGGCUCCUUCAGGACCAACUUGAUGCCGCAUUUGGCUUUAUGUCCCGAGUUGCCCUACAAGCAGAGAAGAUGAAUCACCACCCAGAAUGGUUCAAUGUGUACAACAAGGUCCAGAUAACUCUCACCUCACAUGACUGCAAUGGACUGACCAAAAGGGAUGUGAAACUGGCCCAGUUUAUUGAAAAAGCAGCUGCUUCUAUGUCGGAGCUCCUCUUUGUGUCCAUCUACGGCGCCGAGUUCUUCAUGAAGCUCUAUGUGGACCCCAUUCAUUACUGGAAAGGUGGCUACAACCUGCUGGAUGUCAUCAUACUUAUCAUUAUCUUCAUCCCCUACGCCCUCCGCAGGAUCAAGGGCAAGCGUUACCCAUACCUCAACAUUGCUGACGGCAUUCAGUCCCUGCGCAUCCUCAAGCUUAUCACCUACAGCCGUGGCAUGCGGACGCUCAUCACCACCGUGGGGCAGACAGCCUACACCGUGGCCUCUGUGCUCAUCCUGCUCUUCGUCCUGAUGUUCAUCUUCGCCAUCUUGGGCUUCUGUCUGUUUGGAGCCCCGGAGACGGGUGACCUGAAUAACUGGGGGAGCCUGGCUGUGGCCUUCUUCACCCUCUUCAGCUUGGCCACGGCUGAUGGCUGGACAUACCUGCAAGAGCAGCUGGACAAGCGGGAUUUUGCUCUGUGCCGGACAUUCACCAUCCUCUUCAUUCUGCUUGCUUCCUUCAUCUUCCUCAGCAUGUUUGUGGGUGUGAUGAUCACCCACACUAAGGUGAGGCUGUGCAUAUCAGGACCAGGGGCCAGUUAGGUAUGGCAGGCAGGACCAUGGGCCCAGUCCCAGGGACAACCUGAGCUGUGUCUCCCUCCUGAGAUGGAGGGGAGGUGGCCAGAUGAGCCCUUCCCUUACCCUAGCCCAACUCUUCUCUCUGAGCCAAUGCA
Messenger RNA from Choloepus didactylus (southern two-toed sloth), 4200 nucleotides. RefSeq names its product protein Shroom1-like. Gene Ontology annotation, biological process: cell morphogenesis; transmembrane transport; actin filament bundle assembly. Lineage: Eukaryota; Metazoa; Chordata; Mammalia; Pilosa; Megalonychidae. The record is from RefSeq and is a predicted model, not a curated record. The transcript has 16 exons. Gene Ontology annotation, molecular function: monoatomic ion channel activity; actin filament binding; 4-alpha-hydroxytetrahydrobiopterin dehydratase activity. The coding region runs from base 653 to 4069 and encodes 1138 amino acids. Gene Ontology annotation, cellular component: adherens junction; apical junction complex; apical plasma membrane.